AUGCAAAGAUAUAUAGUAGCUAGUCGAAUAAAUGUUGCACCUGGUGUAGGAAUAGGUGCUGGAAAUGGUGGUAAUCAGAUUGGUGGUUUGAAUACUGCAAGAGAAUUUCGUAACAAAGCUGGAGCAGAAAUUGUUUUUGGUCAACUUAUGCAAAGAGAUAUGGGUGUUGAAGAGUUCUCCACUCGAAUCAAAAAGGUUGGUAAAUUGGCUGGAAUGUCACCUGAACAACAAAGAGAGCAAUUUAUUUGUGGCUUAAAUCCUAUGAACCAAUAUAAUAUUCGAAUGAUGGCUAAAUUUGAGGAUACUCAGGAAAAUAUCACAAGAGCCUUAGCUGAAGCGGAAAAAUUUACACUUUUUCAAAGAAAUGCACCAUCUUCUCUUCUUUCUCAAACAGCUCAACAAAAUGCUGAUUUGCAGUCUACCAUUAAAUCUUUGCAAGAGACUAUGUCUCGAGCAACUAAAACUCUAGAUAAUAGUAAAAAAUCAUCUAAGAAGAGAGCGGAAAAUACUGCCAUUAAUUGCUUUUUAAGUGAUUUACUAAGAAAAAAUCCAGAUAAACACCCUACCGAUGAAUAUGAUCAUGAUCCUAUAGAAGAUAUUUCAGAUAUGUUAUAA
Messenger RNA from Racocetra fulgida, 615 nucleotides. The record is from the annotation of a GenBank genome assembly. NCBI's taxonomy places the organism in Eukaryota, Fungi, Glomeromycota, Glomeromycetes, Diversisporales, Gigasporaceae.